This is a messenger RNA of Lathyrus sativus (Indian pea), 324 nucleotides long. The record is from the annotation of a GenBank genome assembly. NCBI's taxonomy places the organism in Eukaryota, Viridiplantae, Streptophyta, Magnoliopsida, Fabales, Fabaceae.
AUGGAGAUACCUAGUCUUCAGAGAUUGGAGUUCUCAGUGAUGACCGACCUCGUCUCAUCACAACCUUCAAGAGUUCUCAAGCAACUACUGGUCAUACCCAUGGCUACCACGGCAGGACUAGGUGGGAGUAUCGUUGACUCUCUAUUGGGUGCAACGUUACAAUUUAGUGGAUUCUGCUCUAUUCGCCAGAAGGUUGUUGGGAAGCCAGGACCAACUGUUAAAAAGAUUUCAGGUCUCAGCAUUCUCGACAACAAUGCAGUGAACUUUGUGUCAAUACUGUUAACCACGGUUUUAACUUCAAUAGCUUGUUUGUACAUAUUCUAG